This is a messenger RNA of Fimicolochytrium jonesii, 2181 nucleotides long. RefSeq lists its product as uncharacterized. Lineage: Eukaryota; Fungi; Chytridiomycota; Chytridiomycetes; Spizellomycetales; Powellomycetaceae. The transcript has 2 exons. The record is from RefSeq and is a predicted model, not a curated record. The coding region runs from base 1 to 2181 and encodes 726 amino acids.
AUGCCCACAAAUGUCUCCCUUCUGCCGCUGCCAGGCUUCUCGUCCCUCCUGCAAGGCCGCUACGGCAUCGAGCAGUGCUGCGUCCGUGGGUUUGUCCGCAUAGCCCACGAGCCCGCGGCGAUACGUCUGGGCACCGCCGCGAAACCGUUGAGGAUUCAACAGCUGGAGGUCGUGUUGAGUGGGAAGGCCACCACCGCGUACACGGAUGUGGCGGAGGGGUUGGAUACGGUGACCAGGGAGAAUGUCCUUUUGCAUAAGCAGGUCUCGCUGCUGACGGAAGUGGAGACUGUGCCGCCUGGGAGCGUGCUAGAUAUCCCGUUUGAGAUCCCGUUUCCGCCGGACCCAGACCCAGACUCGCUGCCGCCACCGCCGCCGGGAACGAACCCAUCACCUCAUUUACUGCCGCCGUCCAUGGCCUGCAUGGGCCGCCAAGCAUCCACCAUCAACUCAUACACGGGCAAAAUCUCCUACGAAGUUAUCGCAAAGCUGACAGAAGUUCCCUCCGUCGCCCUCGGCCUUUUCGCCCUCUCCCCCACCGUCCGCACAGCAACCGCCUCCCUCAACCCCUUCUGUGUCUACGAUCCACGGCUACUCCCCACCCUCCUACACCCCGACAUCCGCCGCUGGAGAUCCGCCCCCGGCGCCGUCCCCGUCGAAUACGACGUCGAAGUCGGCGCCAUCGCCAUGGGCCCCGGCGACUCCCUCCGCUUCGCCUACCGCAUCGUCGUAGCCCCCGAAUCCGCUCGAAAGGGCGUCCGUCUGAAACGAGUCUGCUUAUCCCUUCGCGAACACCACGUCAUCGGCGAACAACGCUGUCAGGGUCUUCCCGACGACCCCUACAAUCCCAUCGAACGCGUCGGCACGCGGGUAAAAGGAAUGUCCGAACUCCUCCGCUGGGAACAAUCCGAAUCGGUCCCCGAAUCCACCGAGAGCGAGUACGAGCUCUCCGAUUUCAGAUCAUCCCCACGUCACAGUCCACGCACCCGCCCGCUGCGUAUCCCCCCUUCCUCCUCCUCCACUUCGGAUUCAACCCAACUCCACCCCCAACCGUCCCCACCCCGCCACCCCGAAAAACACCCCCUCCCCCGCCCCGGCUUCAUCUGCCGCGGCGGCGACGGCCUCUCCGCCGAAUCCGAAACAAUGCUCCACAUCCCUUCCACCGGCGGGUUCGCCCCCACCACCGCCAAACCGCUCCCUCCAACCCCCAUCCCGCCCCACAACCUGCCCCCACCCGCCCACAUCGAAACCCGCCACUCCCUACAAGUCAGUAUCGAUUUCUACGGCGCCGAUAAACUGGUCAUGGAGUCUGGGUGUGUGCUUGCGUCGGUUGGGAGGGAGGAGUGCGGGCGGGUGGUGGAUGAGGAUCCGGAGAUUGUGCCGGUGUUGGAUUAUGAGAAGGUUGUGGGGGUCGAGUUGUGGGUGCCGGAGUAUAGGGAGAGGGAGAGUGUGGCGGAGAUGGUGGAGGGGUUGAGUGAGGAGACGGUGAGGGCUAUCAGGGCGAUGUUGAGGGCUGACGGGGCGGAUGGGGAGUUUGACGAAGGGGGGGAUGAUGAGCAUUCGACCGGUGAGGAUGAGGACGCACCCUAUUCUGCCACCCCCGACGUCCUUCCCUCCGAACUCACGAUACACGAAUCGACCCCGGGCUUGUCACACCCGCCUGCUCCUGCCGCCGAGUCUGCGGAUGCGGGCGGGGAUGAUGACGGGGUAGAUGCUGAUACGGAUACGUCGGAUUCGAGUGACGAUUGCUCAGAACAUGGGAACGAUCUGGGUUCGAUACCGGACUCCCCGCCCCCGCCGUUCGAUGAAGCCAUCGCCGCCUCAGCGAUCCUGGACCCUGCCUUGCCGUUGCCGCCAGAAGAUACUCCCUCAUCGCCAUCGUUAUCAUCAUCAUCAUCAUCGUCGUUAUUCUCCGAAUCGUCGGAAUCGGCAGAAUGUUCAGAACCCCCACCACCGCCUCCCCAGACACCUCCACCGUCACAACGGCCAACCGACCCGCUCUCCCAGCCGUCGCCCACCCGCGUCAACGACAGCAGCCACAGUCGCGCAUCGCCCACCACCCGCCGCACCCCAGACCUCCCCACGAACGGCAGCCACAGUCCGGUAUCACCCACCCGCACGCUCUCGCAACCACCCAAAGAGCAGCGCGCGUUCGCAGCGACGCCCAACGCGGAGGCGGGAUGA